UUAUUAACCAUGGAAGCAAAAUAUGUUGUAGUUUUCUCAGCUUUAAUCUUUUCUCUUUUUAACCUAGGCGAAACAGCUACUACAGGUAGUUGGAAACUACUGAAGAAAAGUAUUGGUAUUUCCGCAAUGCAUACUCAACUAUUGCCAAAUGAUCGAGUUAUUAUGUUCGACAGAACUGAUUUUGGUCAAUCAAAAAUUUUAUUGCCAGAAGAAAUUUGUACCGAUGUUUCUGCUGAUGAUCAAAUCGAUUGUUCAGCUCACUCGGUCGAACUAAACCUUUUGGAUAGAAAAGUACGCCCACUUACAGUGUUUACCGAUACUUGGUGCUCUUCUGGUUCAUUAGCACCUGAUGGCAUGCUACUACAAAGCGGUGGAUCCGGCACUGGUCAACGUGCCGUUCGAACUUUUCGGCCGUGCGCUAACUGUGAUUGGACGGAGGAUCAAAAAGGGCUAGUUGUUCCCCGAUGGUACGCGUCUAACCAAAUUUUGCCGAAUGGGAAAGUUAUUGCCGUUGGUGGUAGAGGUCAGUUUAAUUACGAGUUCAUCCCCAAAAGCACAUUGCCAUCCGAUUUCAAAGUCUUUGCACUUCCAUUUCUAAGAGAAACCAGAGAUGCCGUAGAGAACAAUUUAUACCCAUUUACUCAUCUCUCAACUGAUGGGAACCUUUUCAUCUUUGCUAACACUAAAUCAAUUUUGUUUGAUUAUGUAAACAAUCGAGUUGUUCGAAAUGAUUAUCCAGUCAUGCCAGGUGGAGUUUCACGCAAUUAUCCAAGCACUGGUUCAUCUGUACUGCUCCCUCUAAAACUUGGUUCCAUCAACAGCAGUAUUGGUGCGGUACCAGAUGCUGAAAUAUUCAUCUGUGGAGGGGCACCACCAAAUUCAUACAUCAGUGCCAUCAAAGGAACAUUUCUACCUGCUGCCAAAUCAUGCGGACGUUUAAUGAUCACAGCGAAGCAACCAAAAUGGGUUAUGGAAGAAAUGCCAAUCGAAAGAGUCAUGGGUGACAUGCUCUUGUUACCAACAGGUGAUGUCUUACUUAUAAAUGGUGCGAAAAAAGGUACAGCUGGCUGGUAUUUAGGUAGGGAACCGGUUCUAAACCCCGUACUUUACCAACCGGAAUCGGGCAAAUUUGAGUUGAUGCAACCAUCCAAGACUCCUCGAAUGUAUCAUUCAACUGCUAUUUUGAUUGCUGAUGGGAGAGUAUUAGUGGGUGGGAGUAAUCCUAACUCGAAUUACAACUUCACAGAGAUGUUUCCUACUGAAUUGAGUGUUGAGGUUUUCUCGCCACCAUAUUUAAGUAGCGGUCCUCGACCUCGGAUUAAUUUGAGGAAACUUAAAACUGAAAUAUCUUACAAGGAGCCAAUUUCCAUUGGUUUUGUUUCGAAAAAGAACGGAGGGAUGGAGAAAGUCUUUGUCACCAUGGUUGCACCAUCAUUCAACACACAUUCUUUCUCCAUGAACCAAAGGAUGCUGGUUUUGAAAACCAAUCAAGUACGUCAAGUCACCGGCAAUUAUCAUGUCAUUGACUGUUUUGCUCCGGAUACUCCUAAUAUUGCACCCCCCGGCUAUUAUCUACUUUUUGUGGUACGAAAUGGGAUUCCUAGUAGGGGAAGCUGGAUGCAUAUCAGUUAAUACUGUUAACUGUGAAAUGUAGCUUGCUAUUUACUUCUCCUAUGAUUUGGAAAGUUCAUUGUCAAUACAUUUAUUCAUUUUAUUUCGUACAAAAUGUUGUAAUUUUUUAUUGUUUACAAGCUGUAAUCGUUACAAAAUGAUGAUUGCAAGGUAAUUUCAAAGAAAU
Molecule: messenger RNA, 1798 nt
Organism: Papaver somniferum (opium poppy)
Lineage: Eukaryota; Viridiplantae; Streptophyta; Magnoliopsida; Ranunculales; Papaveraceae
Product: aldehyde oxidase GLOX1-like
Exons: 1
Coding region: 10-1632 (540 amino acids)
Source: RefSeq, a predicted model, not a curated record